This is a messenger RNA of Zychaea mexicana, 1194 nucleotides long. RefSeq names its product kinase-like domain-containing protein. The record is from RefSeq and is a predicted model, not a curated record. Gene Ontology annotation, cellular component: cytoplasm. NCBI's taxonomy places the organism in Eukaryota, Fungi, Mucoromycota, Mucoromycetes, Mucorales, Lichtheimiaceae. Gene Ontology annotation, biological process: intracellular signal transduction; protein phosphorylation; regulation of MAPK cascade. The transcript has 4 exons. Gene Ontology annotation, molecular function: ATP binding; protein serine/threonine kinase activity. Bases 1 to 1194 code for a protein of 397 amino acids.
AUGAAACGCCGUUCGACCGGCUGCUUACGACGAGGCUCGUUUAUCAACGCAUCAUCGACCAGCAACAUGUCUCAAGGAGCAGGAGCAGGCAAUAAGAUAUGGCGACCUCCAGGAUUCUACGAAAUUCCCAACAUCCUGGGCAAUGCCUUUUUGAAACCCGAGCCGCCUGUGCCAGCAGCAAAGACAUACAGUCUGCGUCCAUACAGUCCCAACAAGCACAUAUCAAAGCGUCCUUGGCUUCCUGUCGGACCGCACUCCGAGAUUCCUCAGCUACCACCGCUGGUGCGUACAGAGAAUGAGUUCGAGCGGAGAAUCCGCAAAGCGUUGCCCAAGGUUCAAGUGUCAUCCCUCGAUCCGCGCAACAAAUAUGGCACCUUCAAAGAAAUCGGCACUGGUGUCAACGGAGCUGUCAUUCGAGCCAACCAUCGGUACAAAAAGAACUUGCUCCUCGCGAUCAAACGAUGUCGACUUGAUCCUGACCGUGAAUAUCGUGCUGCCAUUAUCCGAGAACUCCGUAUCAUGUCCUCAGGCCAUGCAAACCUCAUUCGAUUGCGCGAAGUUACCUUGUGGCGUGACGACGUAUGGAUCGCCAUGGAUCUGAUGCGCUGCUCCGUGUUUGCUGUUCUCUGCCAACGCGGCAUUCCUGAAGAAUAUUCCAUCUACAUUACUCGCGAAACGCUCAAGGCCAUCAUCUAUCUGCACGGCAAGGGCUUCAUCCAUCGUGAUAUCAAGUGCGAGAACCUAUUGCUGGGUUGGAAUGGUGAAGUCAAGCUUGCUGACUUUGGUUUGGCUACACGCACCAACAAGCGGAACCGAGACCGUUUGGGCACUAGCAAAUGGAUGGCGCCCGAGGUGAUUCGCGAGCAGUACUACUCUGAAAAGAUCGACAUGUGGUCGCUGGGUAUCACUGUCAUUGAAAUGAUGGACCGUGUGCCACCGCACUAUCUGCUCAAGGACGAAAUCGAGCUGUUUGCCGCCAUUCUGAGCGAACCCAGCCCGUCAUUCACUUACAGCUACCCAACAAUGUACAUGCGUGGUUUGGUCGCCUGGCUCUUGGACGAAGCCCCAGAAACCCGUCCUAGUGCAAAGGAGGUCCUGUCGGAGAUCGAUGCACAUGUGCAGAGCCGUCUGUUGAAAUGCGCAAGCCAAGCUGAAACGGCUCGUUUUGUCAAUCAUGUCUUGCCUCCAGCAUAA